Messenger RNA from Drosophila rhopaloa, 6938 nucleotides. RefSeq lists its product as uncharacterized. The coding region runs from base 1378 to 3891 and encodes 837 amino acids. Gene Ontology annotation, molecular function: protein binding. Lineage: Eukaryota; Metazoa; Arthropoda; Insecta; Diptera; Drosophilidae. The transcript is spliced from 5 exons. The record is from RefSeq and is a predicted model, not a curated record.
UUGACCCUUAACCAAUUUGGCAGAAUGUUUAAAAAGUCGAAUAAAAUUAAAAAAUGGAAUAUUUACAUGGCCAUUAGGGAGUGGGUGUUUUUGGGGUAAUGGUCGUCAGCAUUCCAACGAGCAUGGCACACAGACAUAUUUAUAAGGGAGAAAGCAGAGAGAGAUAAAGAGAGCGUCCAGAAAGUCGGGAGAGAAAGCGGAGAGAGAGCGGCGCAUGCGCAGAUACCCGGAUUUUGCGCAGCAGCCCUGCUGUGAGAUGAAUUGUAGCGAAAUUUGACUUGCCAAUUCGCAACCCGUAUCUGUAUCUUUAGUACGGAUUCUUCGCGUGGCGAGAAAACCUCUUCCCGGCUCUUGUGUCUUCAGGACUUUCGUUUGCGAUUUAUAAUUAAAUCACAGCAACUCGGGACAGACCGAAAAAACGGAGAGAAAAAACCGAAAGAAAAAAAAAAAGAAUUCGGGGAGUUAAAAAAGAAAACACCAACUGCAGUGGAGAGCCAAAUCAUUUUUAUUGACAUUCAUCUUAGUUGCUGUCGCCCGUCGUCUGUCACUGUCGCUUUAUCCCUCGGUACACCCCAAAACCCACUUUAAAACCCUGAGUUCCCCAAUUCCCGGUGCUCGUGUGUCGCGUGUUGCAAGUGCGUGGGUCUCCCAUCAAAUCACUGGAUAUAUCAAGCGGUACGACACGCGCGUUAUUUUUGAUUUUUCGCUCAACGGCACAGAAAUUGGGUCUCGCUAAAAAGGACGGAAAAUCGUUUGAAAUAAAGAAUUUACGGGAAAAUAUACGGAAAAUCGGGUACACACACACGCACUUACGUAUUGUGUUUAAUGCAUUUGGCCCGUUGGCCCAAGCUAUUCGGUGAUAUGUAAAUUAUGCCAAAUUCUAUUGGAAUUUUUGUCAACGCCAGUGAAUUGGUAAACAGCAGCCGCUCGACGAGGAGGAAGAGCGGGACGCAGGACGCAGGUCUAAACCAACGGCAAUAAGGACAGGAGCAACAGCAGCAGCAGCAACAACAAAAAAGGAGUUUUUUUGGGCACUUCCUUUGAGUCAUCACUGCCGUUAAGCACUAUUUAAGAAUUCUUAAAAGGAUACCAGCAGCAGGAGCAGGAGCAGAAGCGUCGAGAAGGACCAACUUUCCACUCGAAGCGAAUUAAAAGAAAAGAACUCAGCCCAACUGGAGGAGGAGCACACAAAACGGCAAAAUCAAUAGUGCCCAAGAAGUGUGGCCAAAGUGCUGAGUAAUGUGGAGUAAUGGAGACCUUUUUGCUGGCGGCGGCAACAUGAUGUGAAACAUGGCAAUCGAAUCAGCCAAAGCCAUUUAGGGUCAUCAAUUGCCAGGGUCGUGGAAAAUCGGCAGCAGGAGCUCCGAACGAAGCCAUAUGCAUCGCAGCAUGGAGUGCAGGAGGACCAGGACCCCGAAGGCUCUGCCAGUCUGCUGGAUGCUGCUGUGCCUGGUGGCCUGGACUUUGGCAGAUGACUGGUCGCUGAGCUGCGCCUCCAACUGCACCUGCAAGUGGACCAACGGCAAGAAGUCGGCCAUCUGCAGUUCCCUGCAGCUGACCACCAUUCCGAACACCCUAAGCACGGAGCUCCAAGUGCUGGUGCUAAAUGACAACCACAUACCAUAUCUCAACCGGGAGGAAUUCUUCACCCUGGGUCUGUUGAACCUGCAGCGCAUUUACCUCAAGAAGUCCGAGGUGCAGUACAUACACAAGGAGUCGUUUCGGAAUCUGAAGAUCCUGGUGGAGAUCGACUUGUCGGACAACAAGCUGGAGAUGCUCGACAAGGACACCUUCAUGGGAAACGAUCGUCUGAGGAUACUGUAUCUGAAUGGGAAUCCCCUCAAGCGCCUAGCUGCCUACCAGUUCCCUAUUUUGCCCCACCUGCGCACCUUAGACAUGCACGACUGCCUGAUCUCCUACAUUGAUCCCAUGUCCUUGGCCAAUCUCAAUCUGCUGGAGUUCCUCAAUUUGAAGAACAACCUCCUGGAGAGCCUGAGCGAGUACGUCUUCCAGCACAUGGCCAACUUAAAGACGCUCUCCUUGGAGGAGAAUCCCUGGCAGUGCAACUGCAAGUUGCGAAAGUUUAGGGGCUGGUAUGUUAACAGUCGCCUGAGUUCCGUGAGUCUGGUGUGCAAGGGUCCUCCGGCACAGAAGGAUCGUUCCUGGGACAGUGUGGAUGAUGAGCUCUUUGGCUGUCCACCGAGAGUGGAGAUCUUCAACAACGAAGAGGUGCAGAAUAUUGAUGUCGGAAGUAACACCACCUUCAGUUGCCUGGUUUAUGGGGAUCCCUUGCCGGAGGUCGCCUGGGAACUGAACGGAAAGAUCUUGGACAAUGACAACGUGCUCUUCGACUCGGAGAGUAUCUCCUCGGACAAGUUGUGGAGCAAUCUCACCGUACUCAAUGUGACUAGCCUGGAUGCUGGAACCUACGCCUGCACGGGUUCAAAUUCCAUCGGCAGUAUGACGCAGAACAUCAGCAUUUACCUGAGCGAAAUCGUUCAGCAUGUCCUGGAGAAGACACCUGAGACGUUCUGGUACUUCGGCCUUAUCAUGGGCAUCUUCGGAACCGUCUUCCUGCUGAUCUCCAUCUCGUUUGUGGUCUGUCUGUGCAAACGCACCACCCGGCAGCAUCGCCAUGCCAACAAGGCGGGUGUGAAGUCCAGCGUGAGUUUCAAUGACCAGGAAAAGAAGCUGCUGGACUCGAGUGUCACCACCACCACCAAUGAUCGAGGUGACAGCUAUGGCAUCGACAACCAGCCCACAUCCAUUGGUCUGAACAAGGCGGACUCGGCCGGAAUGGGCUUCAACCAGAUAGAGAUCCAUGCGGUGGAGAGUCAUCGCCAUGGGAGUAUGUUGGUGCAGCAGCAGCCGCAACAGCAGCAGGUUGCAGGAGGUCCUGGCAUGCGGCAACAGCUGAUGCAGGUCAAGGAUCCCACCUGCGGCAUGAUGAGUGUGCCCACAUCGAUGGCUGGCCAUGCCCACUCGCAUCCCGCCCAGAUUUCCGAAGAGUUUCCCCUAAACGUAGGCGUUUUUCCACCGCCACCAGAGUUCUGCUCGAACAUAGUACCGAAUCCGGCCUUCGGGGGGAACAUAUUCAUAAGAGUAUCCGUUACCCAGGACAUGCUGGACGGUGCGGACUUAAACAUGUAUCCGGAUCUGCUGAAUAUUCCCAAAAGAAUGCAGGAUGUGCAGGAGACGGGUGCUGGUACAGUGGCCGUUCCAGAGGGUCAGUUUGCUACGUUACCCAGGCACGCAGCCAGGAGGGGUAUACUGAAAAAGGACACCUCUUUGCAGCAUCAGCAGCAGCAACAUCAGCAGCAGCAACUCCAGCAGCAGCAGCAACUGCAACAGCAGCAGCAGCUCCAACAGCAACACCAGCAACUGCAACAGCAACAUCAGCAAUCCGGACUCUAUACUCAUGACGAAAUCGUGACCUACAACCUGGAGGCCAGUGGCUAUGACCCCCACCAGUCCGCGUACCACACCAAUGCUCUGGAGCUGCCACCACCGCCGCCGCCGCCCGCCGUCACAGCGGUGGUGCAGUGCCACCACCCGAGUCCCAGCAACUGUGCCACCUGCAUCAGCAGCGCGUCGCCGCAGCCCUCCGCCUGCCAAACGCCGCCCAUCGAGGUCACGCCCAUGCGGCCGCUGGACAGUUCCGCCUACCCCAAGUACGACAACAUGGGACGCAGGAUCACGGCAAGCGGCGGACUGGGUGGCUCCACCCUCUCCCUGCCCGAUGAGGAGCGGUACGAGAACGAGACGCUCUUCGGCCAGGCGGAGGGUCCAUCCAAGGGAAUGCCCGAGCAGUCGCAGGAUCUCCACCAGCCGCAGGAGGCGACUCAAGGCCAGGACAAGGGUGGCGGUCCUGGCGAGUUCGUGUCGCUCUAGUAUUACGGUACCCAGGUGUAAAUAGGUCAAUAGAUUCGUGUUCCCCACAACCUCUGGGAAAUCCUUGGCAAUCGUUUUGUUCAUAUCAGUUUGAGAAGCGAGUGCCCAAAACGAAAAUAUGUAUAUGUAGAACCCCACACAAUCUAUGGACUGCAUCACAGCAUCCUGAAACACUAAAAACCAAUGAGCAAUUCACGCCAAAUCAAAAGGGUAUAUGGACAGGACUGUUUGGGUUUUCAUUUUGAAGGAUUUUUCAAAUUUUAAUUGCCGAUCCCUCAAAAUUCUUUUCACGUAUGUAUUGUUUAUUUAUUAUUAUUAUUUGGUAUAUAUUUGAAAUUAUUUAUGGUUUUAUAUUAUUUAUGAUUUAUAUUAUUAUCCUUCAUCUUUUUUAAGUGUCAUCCAAAAGAAACCAACAUAUUAUUUUCGCUCCUAAUAUCUUCUUUUAAAUUAGGUUUGCUUUAAUCUAAGAUAAAAAUGGAUCCCUCAUAUUUUUCGGUUAUUUAUUUAAAUCAAAAUUUGUAAAAUUGAAAACCCAAUUAUUACUGACAGAAAACUCCAAUCAAAAUCAGAGAAUUUAAGAAUGUUAAGUUAACAGCGAGGCAAGCAAAGAUUACAAAUAUUUUCCAUUCGGAUCGCACUCUCAGACUAGAUACCGUUAAAGUCAAUACUUCUGAUAUUUAUAGUGUACUCCAUUAGAGAUCUCCAUACUGUCCCAAUCCUAGUUAGCAUUCGAUAGUAGUCCACUUGAAGUCUGUAAAUUUAUAGAGAUCGAUAGCGAUGUAUUCUAGAAGGUAUAGCGACCAAAACUGAUCUUCAUAAGGUGUAUAAGUAUGAUUAAUCGCAUAUUAUUGGAUCCAUAGCUGGUCGAGUCUUAGACAUAUUGCUUCUGGGGUGCUAGAGUUUUCGUGGGAGUAUCCAUUAACGUUUUAGAGAUCAGACACUGAAUAGGAUUAAAAUUAAUUUUGGAAGGGAUGAGAAGCAUAAACUAUGAUAUCUCUAGAUAUGCAUCUAUAUAAAAUGUUAGCCAGAUCUUUAUGACCCAUAUACAUAUAUGCCCAUAUAACCAUAUUCGAUGUGCAGUGGAUAUAUAAAUACUUUAUCUAGUUUUUAGCCCCGUAAAAUAGUUCCUUUCUUGUACAUAUGUAAAUGUUUUCCCAACUGCUUAGGGACUUUUAAAUCAAAAUAAUUUAAUGCUAACUAACUAAAAAGGUGAACGUCAUGCCAAAUGUUUUUAAAGUCUGUUUUAACCUGUUAGCCUCAUGCGAUUUUUUAGACCUGUUAGAGCUAUUUUCGAUUAUGAAACCGUAGGAUUUGCUGAACACUUAGUACCUUUGAUUUAGUCAAUCUUAAAUUUAGACCACAUCUUCCGAACAUACAGAAUACAACACUUUCAGUUUCUCCUCCCAGUUUCCCACUCGAAAUCCUGUAAGCUAAAUCUAGUACACUAUCUUUAUAAAUAUCUGCAUAUGUUUGUACUUGUGUGUAAUCUGAAUGUAGAAAGAAAUGAAAUACAAAUACGACCUAAGUGAGGCUAUAUCGAUGUGUAUAUCUUAUAUAUAGUAUAUAUGUUCAAACAUUUAUCGAUAUCUAUAUAGAGGAGAGAGCACACAAGAACAGAGGCCGCAUUAAAUGGAUUUUUUGUGUCUGUAGAAAGUUUCAAAUUCGAGCUUGGUAAUGUAAAAUGUAAGCUAUAGAAGUCAAUAUAAGUACACAAUAAAUUCUACUUACAUGACCACGCCCACUCACCGCCCCCUCCGCCUGAUGAAUGUGUGUGUGUGUGUGUGUGCGUAAUAAUUAAACACAUGAAUGCAAUGAAUUACUAUAAUAAUUAUGGGAAAGUAUGCUGGCAAAUAUUUGCACAACUUCCAUGAGAUUUUUACCCCUUCACCCCGUAGUUACCCCUUUUAUUUGUUUUAUCGCUGUUGCUGUUUAAUGUGUGUUGAGUGCCGAGCGAAGGGAUUUUUGUAUUUUGGUAUUAUGAACUGAACCAGAGCAAAUUUGCACGGCGCACACAAAACACGGCAAACAGAACAUUCUAGUUUAAACUGAAUUCCCCCGUUUUCCCUGCGUACCUCAUUUUUGACAGCGCAGAAUGAAUGAUUCAAUCAAAGCAUUAUUUGUCCGCUCUAAUGGACGGGAUCUGAAUCUGAAUCCGAAUCUGAAUCUGACGGGAGGACCCUGUACAUAGGCCAUUUUAAUUACAUCAUACUCGCGCGGACAGAGGCAAUAUUUUAUUCAUUUUAAAUCGUUUUAACUAAUUAAAACCAAAUGGAAACCGCCAACAGAGCGAGAGCAAAAGACAAGUGUAAACACGCAAAUAGAGUAAUGGGUAAUGAGAGCCCCGACUAGAGGAAAUUUAAACUAUGCUUUUAACUACGAUUCCCAUUUCCCACGACCGCCACGCGUUUUUUCCGCACGGAGAUGGAAAACGUAACUAUGAUUUUAAUUACUCUGCUCAAACGCAAAUGGGAGGCACACACAGAUGCAGAUACCUAGAUGCGAAAUGUAUCUGCAUCCGAGUAUCUGCAUCUCUGGUCGGAGCAUGUGGCAUCCAUUGAAGGGCCAAAAAAGCGGUUAAAUUAACUUUUUAUGAGCGCUGCGAUGUGCUGCUAAAAUAAUUAAAUUCGAAUGAUGAAUAGUAGUAACAAAUUUUGUACAAUACCAUAAAAAACGCAUUGAAUAUUGCAUUUUAACUUGAAUUCCAUUCGAAAACUGAAAUUAGUCAAAUCCUACCAGCCACACAGAAUCCAUCAUGAACGUGCACACUUGUAUACUCGUAUACGCAUUUAUAAAUACAAAACAUCCCGACAGGACACGACUACAGUCGUCGACAGGAAACACGGAUACGGACUCGGACAUGACAGACCGGAAUAAACGAACAUUUAACAAACAAUAUAACCGAGAAUACAUUGUAAUAGCAUUAAUAGAUUGUCAAGCUUUAUUACACACUAUAUUAACAUAGAUGGAAUAAUAAUAAUUAUUAUUAUUACAGUAAUAAUACGAGUAACAGGCGAACACAAAGAGAAAUAUGAAUAAAUUUAAUAAAA